This is a messenger RNA of Gossypium raimondii (Peruvian cotton), 624 nucleotides long. RefSeq lists its product as uncharacterized. The record is from RefSeq and is a predicted model, not a curated record. Lineage: Eukaryota; Viridiplantae; Streptophyta; Magnoliopsida; Malvales; Malvaceae. The coding region runs from base 1 to 624 and encodes 207 amino acids. The transcript is spliced from 2 exons.
AUGACAGGUGACUCUACGUUGUUUCACACCUACACUCCUUGUCAUAACAAAUCCCGAAUCCGCAUAGCUGACGGUUCUUACUCACUUGUGGCUGGAAUAGGAGAAGUACAAAUGACAGGGAAUUUUUCUCUCGAUAAAGUCCUACAUGUUCCAAACUUGUCCUGUAAUUUACUUUCAAUUAGUAAACUUACUAAGGAUGAUAAAGUUCUUGCUGAAUUUUCUGCAAUUGGUUGUGUGAUACAGGAACAGAAAUUGGAGAGGAUGAUUGACACUACUAAAGUUUAUGAUGGACUAUAUAUUUGGAAUAAAAACAGUAUACAAGGGGGAUUGGCUCUAUCCACUGCAAAAGAUGACACUAUUAUGUUAUGGCACCCAUCUCAUCUUCAGGGGGAGAUUUUUAAUGAAGAUGAGACCCUUAAUACUCUCCUCAUUAUACCGCCUGAUCCUACUACUACUAUCACAGACAAACCUAUCCCAGAUUUAGUUGUUGUUUCCCCUAUACAGCAAGAAUUUAACACCGUCCUUCCCAAUGACAAUACCUCCAUCAAGUACAAUGACCACUUGAUCAAGGAAAACAAAAAUCUGAGUUUACUCCGACGAAAUCAUUCUCCUGAAACCGUCUGA